UCUUAUCGAACGUAGUAUGCUUUUACAGCGCUUGACUCAUUCUCAUAUAUUGCGGCAGUUAAGCCAAUGAAUGUCAAAUCCGCAGCUGGCUUAGUUAAUCCGAAAAACCACAAUAUCAAAGGCAGAUACAAUAAUUGUAUAAUAGCUUCUUGCAAUCCUUACUCACUCGACUGUACGUCGGCCAUGGAGCCUACACACGCCUGUAUAAAAAAUGCCACGAGCCAUUGAUCGACCACAAUUGUACGGGCUCGUCCAGCCAACAACGCACGUAAUAUAUAAAUGAGAUAAAAAGAAAGCAGAAAAAGAUAGAAAAGACAUAAAAGCGAAACCAUGCCACGCUUGUAUCACCCGCACGCUUGGUGAUACGCGGAAGCUGAUCAGGCCCGUGCGCCCUCUUUCUUCUCCCCAGGUCACAACAUGUCGGGCGUCGACGGGAACAGCACCGAGGGCGAAUCAGCUUGCGGUCGGGGCCCCGCUCAGACUGGGGCCGGCUGCUAUCGAAACUACGAGCAUUACGGGCCCUCGAAGCACAGGCGAAGUAACUCAUCCUGCUUCCCCAAUCUCCAGAACGACCUUUCAAACACGCCUGACAGCCCCAACAGGCGGCUUCUCGACUUUGCCCAGAACAUAUCCAGCAACCAGGCGGACCAUUACUAUCACGACCAGGUGCCGAACCAACAAAUCAACCAGUCUAUCACUACGCCCAGCGAAGAAGAUAAAAAAGAUAGAAGAAAAGUCAAGCAGGAAUCCGACAAAAUCGAGAAAAUCGAUGAAUUUCCUAGCGAAUUCGAGUGUUGCUUUUGUACUACUAAGGAGUACAAAGAGUACAGAGACGCGGAGGAUAUAAUGCCGCUGGGAACGAGUGAUUUUAAGAACACCGUCUGCCAGGAAAUGAAGUCACUACGCGACGGUAGCAUCGAUCAGACAACGCUCUUCAAUGAGAUCCAGCAACUGCAACUCCAACAGCUCCAGCAACUCCAGCUACAGCAGCUACAGCAACAGCAAUUACGUCAGCAGCAACAGCAGCAUCAGCAGCAGCAACAGCAGCAACAGCAACAGUUGCAGAUGAAUCAGCCGCUCGUAAUAAUGGCGGGACAGCAUCCACAGCCUACCGAAUCCUCCUUAGCUUUCAGCAAGAAUUACAACGAGCGGGGUAGUGUCGACAGUUCGGAUACCUACGCCAGCUGCCAAACCCAUCCCUUUUACUCCGAGAGCGACUUGACGGAAGAGACGGACAGCAAUUUAUAUGUGAAUCCACUGGAAGGGAGCACGGAAAAGAGUCAUACGAACGCUUGCGUGAAGAAAUCGGCGUCUGGCGAGAUAACGCACGUGUCCCUCAAUAUCUCGCCUAGUGCCGAGUCCCUCAAGGAAAUUAAUGCGCCCAUCAAAGCCGGCAGUAAAGCAAGUGCAAACGAGGCUAUACCAAAGCACAGGAAAUCCCGAAUUCAACAGAGCAUGCAGCGCCCAGUGACGCAAGUACCGACCAGUGGAACAGACUCAAGUGGCUCGUCGACUAUACGCGAUGACUUCAUCGGUAGCAGAGAAAAUAACAAUAAUCAACAGCAAUAUAGCAACAUCGUCGGGAUUGGCAUUGGGAGCGGAGCCGCGGGCAACGGACCUCGGGGUGGACGCGCCUCGCAGUUCCCUCCGGUCAAUAGUUUCGCCUCGGCGACGCGCAUCAUAAACCAUCACCUCUUCGGGACGAUCGCAAGUUCCAAGCACAACACCGGAAAGACCGCCACAAGUAAACUGUCACUGUCCGUCGAUUCGAUAGACAGCGAAGCAACGCCGUUCAUAGAAAGGCAUCGCAUAUCGAAAUCUAUAUUAAAGAAGUCCGAAAGCAGCAAUAACUAUUAUAGUAAUGCCGGUGAUGACUCGGACACCGAGAAGCUCAUUGGCUGUGACAAUAUACUCAGCACGACAGCUAUGUGCGACAACGAUGGUGGCCUCACAUUCAUGGGCAACGCAUUUUCCAAUGUUUAUGAAGAGAAGCAAGCGCGCGAUGAGACGUCGCUGGAGAACAAGAACAAGCGGGCGUUCGAGGAACUUCGUAGCCUCAAGUUAAAACCUCGCUUCAAGGACCCACCUGAGGUCCAGUCACAGCGCGAGAGCUCCAAUCAAUCAAUACUCCUGAGUUCCCUUAGACCUCAGCGGCCCUCUAAGAAGCUCAGCAUCCAGAUUGAUAAGCGUCACGCGCACCAGCAUCACCACCAGCCGCAGCAGCAGCAGCAGCAGCAACAGCAGCAACAGCAACAGCAACAACAACAACAAAAACAACAACAACAACAAGGGAACGCUAGAUCUGUUCCCGGUCCCGCGGCCAACUGUCUUCCCCAAGACUAUCGGACGAUCUCAUAGCCAGCCGAAGGUUUUGAGAUCUGACGAAAAACCGGCAAUGCUCACUCCGAAGAAAGGACCGAGCCACGGGCGCGUC
Ceratosolen solmsi marchali is the source of this 2434-nucleotide messenger RNA. RefSeq names its product probable WRKY transcription factor protein 1. The record is from RefSeq and is a predicted model, not a curated record. NCBI's taxonomy places the organism in Eukaryota, Metazoa, Arthropoda, Insecta, Hymenoptera, Agaonidae. The transcript has 8 exons. The coding region runs from base 418 to 2358 and encodes 646 amino acids. Gene Ontology annotation, biological process: regulation of gene expression. Gene Ontology annotation, cellular component: nucleus. Gene Ontology annotation, molecular function: sequence-specific DNA binding.